AUGGGGCAGGGGCCUAGCGUCAUUGACCAGGCCACGUUCAAGGAGAUGGGGCUGCUGUCAUGGGCCAUCAUCGACCUGGCCAUAAACUGGGGCGGCUGGGCCGUCUCAGCCGCACUGCAGACCGACAAGUUCUACGACAUGCUUGGGACUGGCAGCUUCCUCACGCUGGCGUUGGGGUCGAUGGCGGCAGCCAAGGUCUCUCACGCUCGCAAGUACCUGGUGUCUGCCAUGGUGGCACUCUGGGCGGUGCGACUGGGCGCGUUCCUGGUGGCGCGCGUGUGGAAGGUGGGCCACGACAGCCGCUUCGAUGAGGCCAAGAAGCAGCCCUUCAAAUUCUGGAUCUUCUGGACCAUGCAGGCCGCGUGGGUCUUCAUCACGCUCAGCCCCCUGCUGCUGCUCAACACCGCCAGCGCCGGGGGCCCCGCGCGCAUCGUCUGGAGCGACGGCGUGGGGGUGGCCCUCUACGCGAUAGGCCUCAUCAUCGAGGCCACAGCAGACGCCCAGAAGUUUGCCUUCAAGAUGGACCCCGCCAACAAGGGGCGCUUUAUCGACACCGGCCUCUGGAGCUACUCCAGAUUCCCCAACUACUUUGGGGAGAUGACGCUCUGGUGGGGCAUCUUCAUCACAUGCACAUCGGGCCUGAGCGGCGCCCAGUUUGUCAGCGUGGCCAGCCCCCUCUUUGUCAUGGCGCUGCUCUUCUUUGUCAGCGGCAUUCCCCUGCAGGACGCCCAGGCCAAGCGGCGCUGGGGGGACAUCCCCGAGUACCAGGAGUACCGAAAGCGCACCAACCUGCUGGUCCCAGUCCCUAAGAGCUUAUUCUGCGGCGCGUCCUGCGGCCCCAAGUCGCAGUGA
Molecule: messenger RNA, 852 nt
Organism: Monoraphidium neglectum
Lineage: Eukaryota; Viridiplantae; Chlorophyta; Chlorophyceae; Sphaeropleales; Selenastraceae
Exons: 7
Coding region: 1-852 (283 amino acids)
Biological process (GO): lipid metabolic process
Cellular component (GO): membrane
Molecular function (GO): oxidoreductase activity, acting on the CH-CH group of donors
Source: RefSeq, a predicted model, not a curated record